This is a messenger RNA of Stomoxys calcitrans (stable fly), 1755 nucleotides long. RefSeq lists its product as uncharacterized. NCBI's taxonomy places the organism in Eukaryota, Metazoa, Arthropoda, Insecta, Diptera, Muscidae. The transcript has a single exon. The record is from RefSeq and is a predicted model, not a curated record. The coding region runs from base 1 to 1755 and encodes 584 amino acids.
AUGUCCAAGCAAUUGAAAGGUUUAAUAUAUCUGCUAUUAUAUGGCACAUCCUUUGUGAAGGCCAUAACAAUACGAGAUGAGCUCACAACGACCACGGUCAGCUCCAGCGGUAACCCGGUAGAAACCUCAACAUACCGCAUAACCCAGCCCAAGGCGAAAAAUCCCAGUCAUCGAGUUCCGGAAUAUUUGCAGCGUGUCAGGAAUGGCUUUGUCUAUGAAGAUGCCGAUGAUGUCAUUCAUGUCAUUGAGCCACCCAAGCACUUUGAGCAACUUAAAAUGUUAAUGCAGAGUCGUCAAAAUAUACCGGCUCCAGAGAUACGGGAACGAGGGACUGUUAAAACUAAACCCACAAGGCCACUGACCAAGGCCAAACCCAAGAAAAGUCUCAGACCACAACGAACUACCACAAAAAAACCAGUUAAAAAAGAUUUGGAAAUACAAGAGACCGAACAAUUGCCAGUGGAAAUUUUGGCCUCCGUGAGAAAGACGGAAAAUUAUUUGAGGAAAUUUAAGCCCAAACUGCCAUUGGCCCCUUUGCAGAGAGUCAAGACAAAGAAAAUCCAUACGGUCAUUUGGGAAAAGGCUCAAGAGCAACAGCAGUAUGUGCAGGGCCAAGAGAAAAAGGUGGGAGGGAUACGUCAUUUCGCCGAAAGCAAACAGAGGCGUAAAUUUCUAAAGAAACGCAUUAAACGGGCAGCAGCUUCACCGCAGCCGCUGAAGGGGGAGGACCUGUUGGAACACAUCGAUGAAUUGGUAAAGAAUGCUUCUUUAUAUUUGGAUAAUUUUAAAGCUUAUGAAGAUAUCAAUGCAGGCAUUGUUGCAGAUACAUCUCAACUAGAGCAUCUCGAUGAAGAAAAACUCCCAUCCAGCUCAUUUCCACAACAACAACAACCCCCUAUACUGGAAGAUGAUAUUGUUAAAAUUUUGGAGAACUCUGUCAAAGCCACGCAUGUUAUAAUGGACCAAAUUAAAAAUCAAUCAAAUUUUACCAACAUUCCCAGCAGAUGUGAAUACUCCCAGGGCCAGGGGAGCAGCAGCAGUCGAGUACACAAUUUGAGGCAACAAAUCUAUUGCAUGCAAGGCAUUAUAAAACUGAUGAGGGCUAAGAAACUUCAUGAUCUAGGCAAAACUGAGCCACCGCCAACUGCCUAUAGGCACUAUGGCGAAAGAUUGACUGUACGCAAAUCAAAAGACUUAAGACGCAAACCUUUUUUGGUAGCCGCUGUGGGAGAUGAGUACUUUGAAGACUCCACACCCUCACCCCUAAAUACUUCGCUGAUAUACGAUGAUGUUAUGACAACCAUAAGAAAUCUUUUGCAUGCCACUAAUCUACAGACACUGGAAGAAUCCAUUUUGCCCACCUCGACUACGGCCUCCCCAUUGGAGUCUGAGACUGAAUUUCUCAGCACUUGGGAAGAUUUCAGCAUACCUCAAGAUAAUUCUCAAGAGCCUGUCGAUUUUCACAAUUUAAAUCAAUAUUUGAAUUCUUUGCAAACUGUUGUGGCCAAUUUACCUCAAAUAUCCAAUUCAUCGUUAAACAUUCAUGAGAUAGAGGGAAAAUCCUCCAAGUAUUAUUUCAUUAAUCCUCUGGGAGGAAUUCACAAUCUGCCACAACCUUUUCAUUCAAAGGGUCAACGUCCUUUGCCACCUACAGCGAUAUUUCGUAAGUUUCCUGACAUACCCUCGCUCUCGGAGUAUCUGGGGGCAAGUGGCAGCCUCCUGAAGGCUACACAGAAAGUUAUAGAGAUCUUAUAG